Molecule: messenger RNA, 1475 nt
Organism: Megalopta genalis
Lineage: Eukaryota; Metazoa; Arthropoda; Insecta; Hymenoptera; Halictidae
Gene: hry
Product: bHLH transcriptional repressor hairy
Biological process (GO): regulation of DNA-templated transcription
Molecular function (GO): DNA binding; protein dimerization activity
Source: RefSeq, a predicted model, not a curated record
UUGUGAUACGAGAUGGUGACCGGGGUGGGUGCCACGAUGCCGACCGGCGGGGUCACCGUCGGCGCUACGCCGCCGGCGCAGCACGUGCCCCAGGAGGCUGGACAGCCCCCUGCGCAAACCACCGCCACCACCGCAACCACCAGAAGAUCCGGCGAGAAUCGACGGAGUAACAAGCCGAUCAUGGAGAAACGGCGGCGAGCCCGCAUCAACAACUGCCUAAACGACCUGAAGACCCUCAUCCUGGACGCCAUGAAAAAAGACCCAGCGAGACACUCGAAGCUGGAGAAGGCCGACAUCCUCGAGAUGACUGUGAAACACCUGGAGACGCUCCAGCGUCAACAGGUUGCCCUGGCGGCGGCGACCGACCCGAACGUCUUGAACAAAUUCCGGGCUGGUUUCACGGAAUGCGCCGGCGAGGUUGGCAGGUUUCCCGGUCUGGACGCGUCGGUGAAGAGGCGUUUGAUGGCCCACUUGGCCUCCUGCCUCGGACCGGUCGAGGCGAGCAACGCGAACGGCCAGACGGCGAGCCAGCAGCCGGUGCAACCGGCGCCACCGACCACGCAGCUCCAGGUCCACAUCCUGCCGCAGGUGGACGCCACCCCGAGGAUCCAGGUCCAACAGUCGAACGGGAUAUUCUUCACGAACGCGAACGGCACGGGGCUUCAGCUGGUCCCGACCAGGCUGCCGAACGGCGACAUCGCGCUAGUCCUGCCGGCCGGAGCGAAGGCGACCCCGGUCACCUCGCCGGCCUCCUCGCCAGCCCCGACCUCGCCUCUGCCGACUCUGAUCCCGAUUCCUCAGAGAACGGCCAGCACGGCGUCCGCCUCCUCCUCGACCUCGUCGGCCAGCUCGACGUCCACGUCCGCGGCGAGUCCGGUCGCGUUCGAGGCACCGCCGGCCACCUUCCGCGAGCAAUCCGCCGCCUUCAACACCGGCAACAGCCACAGGGACGUCGCCACGUCGCCGGCCAACGGCUACACCAGUGACCCCGAGUUCGACCCCCGCGUCUACAGCCCGCCGCUCCAGAAACCGCUCGCCCUCGUCAUGAGGAAGAGCGUGGUCCCCGAGGUCGAGGACAAGCCGUGGAGGCCGUGGUAAAAUCGUGAUGUCGCGGGUGAUACGCGCGCGCGCGCGCGCCGUCGUCUUAAGACGGAAACAGUCUCGAGUGAAAUAUUAUAUUGUACAUGUUCUCCGACUGAAGACACGUGGAUCGGUCGUUCAGCACCGUGAAAGUUUACGGACACGGAUAUUGUUCCUUAUCGUAUUUAGGAUCGCGUCCUGCCAGCUAGGACACCCUCGGAACCGCGAGUUUUUUAGCACCCCGAGUGCGUACACGUCGGCCAGUAGCCUAUGAGGCAGUGCCUUAUACAGUGCCUUGUAAAUAGUUCUAUCGUAUCGUUGAGAGAAAGGGAGCGAGCGAAAGAGAGAGCGAAAGAGUGUGCGAGAGAAUGAGAGAGAGAGAGAGAGAGAGAGAG